AUGAGCUUGCCUUAUGAUGAAGGAGGUGUGGGGAUCAGAAGACUCACAUAUAUUUGUACUUCUCUUCAAUAUAAGCAAUGGUGGAACUUCAGGGCUAAAUCUUCAAUAUGGGAUCAUUUCCUCAAGUCCAAAUAUUGCCAGAGAGCCAAUCCAGUUGCAAAGAAGGUGGACACAGGCCAAUCUCUAGUGUGGAGAUAUAUGAUGAAGCAUAAGAACAAAGUGGAGGAUCAUAUCACUUGGAAAAUUAAUUCUGGAAGUUGCUCCUUUUGGUGGGAUGAUUGGUUGGGAGGAGGUGCGCUUGCUAAUUAUACCAACAAUAUUUCAAGCCUUAAUAAUGCCACUAUUGCGCACUUUCUUGUCAAUGGAGAAUGGAAUGAAAGAAAGCUGAGGCAGCAGGUUCCACCACUGCUCAUUCCCUAUAUUUUGAGCACUAAGUUUCAUUACCAACAAGGAGUGAAAGACACUGCAGUCUGGAAGCCUAACGAUUCUGGAAAUUUCUCCUGUGCUUCAGCCUGGGAAAUUUGCAGACUUAGGAAGAAUAAUGCAGUGGCCAAUUCACAGAUUUGGCAUAAGCACAUCCCUUUCAAGAUGUCCUUUCUCGUUUGGAGAGCAUUAAGAAAUAAACUACCAACCAAUGAAAAAUUGGCAACCUUCGGGGUCGAGCCUGUGAGGUGCUUCUGUUGCAUUAAAAAAGGAUGGGAUGAUGUGGAUCAUAUCUUCAAUCAAGGCCCCUUUACACUCAUAUCUGGAAAGUAUUUUCAGGUCCAAUGGGAGUUACUUUCCAACAGUCCUCAUUGA
Solanum tuberosum (potato) is the source of this 798-nucleotide messenger RNA. RefSeq lists its product as uncharacterized. The record is from RefSeq and is a predicted model, not a curated record. Bases 1 to 798 code for a protein of 265 amino acids. NCBI's taxonomy places the organism in Eukaryota, Viridiplantae, Streptophyta, Magnoliopsida, Solanales, Solanaceae. The transcript has a single exon.